This is a messenger RNA of Synchiropus splendidus (mandarinfish), 4448 nucleotides long. Its product is annotated as heterogeneous nuclear ribonucleoprotein L-like. Gene Ontology annotation, molecular function: mRNA binding. Gene Ontology annotation, biological process: regulation of RNA splicing; mRNA processing. The record is from RefSeq and is a predicted model, not a curated record. The coding region runs from base 2494 to 4353 and encodes 619 amino acids. Gene Ontology annotation, cellular component: nucleus. The transcript has 13 exons. Lineage: Eukaryota; Metazoa; Chordata; Actinopteri; Syngnathiformes; Callionymidae.
GCAUGCGAGGAUGCACCUGAAGCUCAACUCUCGAGAGCAGCACACACACACACACACACCUGGUGAAUGAUGUCAACAGCACGAGACACAGUCGCCGUCUUUUCAGAUUUGCCAGAACUUCUGCUCGGGUGUCACUUCUUCUUUUCCCCGUGCUGCCUGUGCUCCCCUCAGACUUUCUCCAUCACUGCUGCCGAGCUUAGUGCUGACAAGGUUUCUGCCUCCAAGACAAUGGUUUUUCAGCAAGUUGCCAUAGCAACGGUUCCAGUUCUAGAGAUGAGCGUCUCUGUGGGCUGUGAGAAAAAGCUUGUGGCUCCGCACUCCUCUUCCUGUAGUGCUGUGCGACAGACCCAAGGAUGAAAAUUUGAGAAUCUAUCACCUCACACUUACAUUUAAAGGUCCCAUCGUGAACUACUGUCUUCAAGAAAGUAACUAGCAAGUGGGACGCUGGUCUCAGCUGAUGGUCUGGUUCCCUUGAUUCUGUCGGUGGAGAAAGCUGAAAUGGCAAAGUUACGUACAGACAUCACAAAUGUGUGUGCGUUUGUAUUUCUGGUGGGGUCACUUCCUGUAGCGGCCUGAACUCAGAGUUUGCUCCGUUGUGGCUGAGAAGAAUGACAGGACUGUUCAGGACAUGCCAUGAGGAUGAUGCUACUCCAUAAACUGCACACAUGGAAGAUGCCUUUUAUUCACAAAUCCCACUGUAACAGUUUGUCCGUGUUGUCGAGUGAGGAGUCAGAAAACAAAAGCGAUGUGGAGAAACUGGUCUGAUGCUCAUUGUUGCAGAUCCACGGCUGCAGAGCUCUCACACCCACAGAUGCUGGGAACAAUCCUCCCACGCUGCUGCUGAAGAGCUGCUGAGUUCUGCUGCCGAGUGGGCUGCGAGUGGCAGACAGAGAUGAGAUGCAUGUGAGAAGUGAGAAGACCAUCUCCAGGAUGGUCACAGGAGACCCUGGUCUGUGGAAGUGAGAAGAUUCCUGAGCCAGACUGAUGUUUUAUCUUCAUUGCUGCUGAGCGUUUACUCUGUCACUCACUGCUUCUAGCCGACUUAUUGUGCUACCAAUUCCUUAGUAGUGUCAGAUGUGGCCUCUUCUUCUGAGCUCUUGUUUUUAGCUCCAUUUUUAAGUGAGAUUUUUUGGAAAAAACACAUUUGUUUGAAGAACGGUGCUGAUGGAGUUUGAGACCUGGAGACCACAGAAAGGCCCAGUGAAAGCAAGGGUGUCAUAAACAGUCAAGAACAUCAGAGCAUCUGCUGAAGCAACCUGAGAGGUUCUGCACACGUUCACCCUCAGUAAGAGGACCAAGGUUCCUCUGAGCAUGGAUGAAUAAAGCAGGAGGUAAACGGAGAAGCGAGGAGUUUCUACGGUGAUGUAACGUAUACACGCGUGUUGCUGUUAUUCACACUCUGCUUCCUUUCUCACGGUCUUGCACACACACACACACACACACACACCUGAAGCAGGCUGGAGUGAAGGUGGUGUCACCUUCCUGUGUAAUCAGGUCUACAUGCAGGUCUUCUAGUUUCCACACACUCAAGUAUUCAUACCGACCGACACUCACAGCAUUGCAGUUGAUUAAGAAGAUGGAUGUUCUACUUAGUGACGCUCACUCAUUCACCCAUUAUUUACUGCAUCUCAACCACUGCCCUCGGGCUGUUUGCGGUCCGUCAGCCUCCUUUCUUGGGCCACAAGGAUGUGAAUCAUGACAGCCCAUCCCGCCCGUCCUCUUGUUUUGCUGUCUUUGUGAGGACCUCUCAUUGCCAUAACCCUUUCCCCCUAAACCUAACCACCCAAAACACGUGGCCUACCUGAGACAAAAUGUCCUGGACAAUGUGUGGAUGCUGAGCUCUUCAUGUUGAUUGUUGGACCCUGCAAGAGGAGGCUCUUGAGGACCUUGAGCCUUCGGUUGUGGACCCUGAACGUCCUCUUGUGGAUCUGCUCUGGUGUUCUAGAAGAGGUGGGGCUUGAAGGGGAACAUUAUUGUGUGUUAUUGCAUGUUUGUUCAUCUCAAACUCUCAGAGCAGCGAGGCUGUGAGCGACACAUAAGAGAGACGCGUCGCUGCAGAAGUCAUCUACGUCUAUAAAUAGAUGAAGGCACUGAGUGAGUAGAGGAAGGGCAGGAUGAUGAGACUGAUGUGAGUCUCUUCUUGAUUUGCUGCUCCAAACCAAGUCACCAAUUACUUCAGUUAGAUUAUUCCAUACUCCAGUCACCAACGUUUGCAGCCUGAGGCAACACCGUGGUUGUUUCCUGGCACUCUGGUUUCCUCCCAAAAGGGUGGUGAGGCCAGCAAUGUUGUAUGGUUUGGAAACAGUGGCACUGAGGAAAAGACAGGAGGCAGAGCUGGAGGUAGCAGAGAUGAAGAUGCUGAGCUUCUCUCUGGUAGUGAGCAGCAUGGAUAGGAUCAGAGGGACAGCACAUGUGCUCAGGUGUUUAGGAGACCAAGUCAGAGAGGCUACAUGGAGAUGGUUUGGACAUGUACAGAGGAAAGAGAGAUAGUACAUGAAGUUGAGGUUGGAACUGCCUGGCAGAAGGUGGAGAGGAAGGCCAAAGAGGAUAUUGAUGGAGGUGGUGAAGGACGACAUGAGGUUUGUAGAUUUGAGAGAAGAGGAAGCCGAGGGUGAGAUGGAGGAAGAUGAUCCGCUGUGGCCAGCCCUGAAGGGAGAAGGCCAAAGAAGAAGAAGAAAACUCUGGUUUCCUCCCACAUAUAGCCAAAAAGAAAAUCGCCAUUGUGUUGCUUCGCGGGUGUGCUGUCCAGGGUGUCCCCACGCCUCCUCCAGAUGCUGCCAGUUCACCCUGAUGCGUAGUUGGUGGACAAUGUGGUCUUCUGUGGGUGGCUGUUACUCAUCUGCACGACUUGUUAUUGAGAGAAUGUGUAGUGCUUUGUGUUGCAAACACCGGCAUCAGAUGUGUCUAUUACAGAAUAAUGGCGAGGACUCGCACCAGAUCUCACCCAGCCCGGUGGUCCACGUCAGAGGCCUGUGUGAGGCGGUGGUGGAGGCCGACCUGAUCGAUGCUCUGGAGCAGUUUGGUUCCAUAUGCUACGUGAUGAUGAUGCCCUUCAAGCGCCAGGCUCUGGUGGAGUUCUCUGCAGCGGAAAGCGCCGACCGCUGUGUGUCCUGUGGAGCCAAGGAGCCAGUUUAUAUCGCUGGUCAGCAGGCUUAUUUCAACUACUCCACCUCCAAGAGAAUCACCAGGCCCACCAAUGCUGACAAUCCUAACAGUGGCAAUAAGGUCCUGCUGCUGUCCAUCCAGAACCCACUCUACCCCAUCACCACGGAUGUUCUGCACACGGUGUGCAACCCCAUCGGCAAUGUUCUGAGAAUCGUGAUCUUCAAGCGAAAUGGAAUACAAGCCAUGGUGGAGUUCGAGUCGGUCCAGUGUGCCCAGAAGGCCAAAGCCGCCCUGAACGGAGCCGACAUCUACGCUGGCUGCUGCACGCUGAAGAUAGAAUAUGCUCGGCCCACACGACUGAAUGUGAUUAAGAACGACAGCGAGAGCUGGGACUACACCAAACCCUACCUGGUGAGGCGAGAGCGUGGGAAGGGCAGGCAGAGGCAGGCCAUUUUGGGAGAGCAUCCCUCGUCCUACGGAAACAAUGGCUUCGGACCGCCCUGCCCCCUGCUGCCUCUGCCUGGCAAUGGCAGGCACAAGCUGAGCUCCUUGGAUGUUCCUGACAUGGUGUCGUACCCGCUGCCCCAGUCCUCUACGUCCUACCCAGGACACGCCCCCAGCUCUGUUGCCAUGGUGAGCGGCCUACAUCCCUCCAAGAUGAACUGCACCCGCAUCUUCAACCUCUUCUGCCUUUACGGCAACAUCGAGAAGGUCAAGUUCAUGAAGAGUGUCCCGGGCACGGCCCUGGUGGAGAUGGGGGACGAGUAUGCUGUGGACCGAGCCAUCACCCACCUCAACAGCAUCAAGGUCUUCAGCAAGAGACUCAACGUUUGCGUGUCGAAGCAGCACGCCGUCAUCCCCAGUCAAGUGUUCGAGCUGGAGGAUGGCUCCAGCAGCUACAAGGACUUUGCUAUGACCCGGAACAAUCGCUUCAGCAGCGCAGGACAGGCGUCCAAAAACAUCAUCCAGCCUCCAUCAGCCGUGCUGCACUACUACAAUGUUCCUCCGUGCAUCUCCCAGGAGCACCUGCUGAAGCUCUGCACAGAGCACGAUGUUCCGGGCUUCAUCAAGUUCAAGAUGUUCGAUGCCAAACCCUCGUCCAAAACAAUCUCGGGCCUGCUGGAAUUCGACAGCAAGACGGAGGCUGUGGAGGUUCUGACGGUCCUCAACCAUUACCAGAUCAGAAUCCCGAAUGGCUCCAACCCUUACACCCUGAAGCUUUGCUUCUCCACGUCGUCUCACCUCUGAAGAUGUCCUGAAGGUUCUGGCAGCUUCAUGGUCCCAGCUGACCUCUGACCUGAGAUGGAACAGUGACCGGAGCCUGGAUCUGGACCAGAUGUCCC